Closterium sp. Naga37s-1 is the source of this 447-nucleotide messenger RNA. NCBI's taxonomy places the organism in Eukaryota, Viridiplantae, Streptophyta, Zygnematophyceae, Desmidiales, Closteriaceae. The record is from the annotation of a GenBank genome assembly.
AUGCCUCGUCUCCCCCCACGACUUUCCCUCACCCUCAUGCCCCCUUCUGACUUCGCCUCUCUAUCAUUCCUGUUGCACUUUUGCUCGCUCGUUCUCCCCUCAACGCCUGCUCUCUUCUCUUCCUCCUCUGUUCCCCCCCUCUUUUCCCCCUCCUCUCUCCCCCCUCUCCCCCUCCUCUCUCCCUCCUCUCUCCCUACCCACCUCCUUUCCCCCUCCUCGCCUCCUCCCCCAAUCCUCACCUCCAUUCCCCAGUGGCAGCAGCAGCUGGGGAGCACCAGGGAGUGGGCAGCACGGAGUGUGGAGGACAAUUGCCUCUUCCACUACCGCAGAGUAAGAAGAGUGGCACUUCCUCCUUCCACUCAUUCACCGGUAUCCAAACAGGGAGGCUCUCUGGAUCCACCGUCGCUUCCUCGCACUCUUCUGGUGCUGCCACCUGUCGCCGCCUGA